Molecule: messenger RNA, 1834 nt
Organism: Trematomus bernacchii (emerald rockcod)
Lineage: Eukaryota; Metazoa; Chordata; Actinopteri; Perciformes; Nototheniidae
Product: leukotriene B4 receptor 1-like
Exons: 1
Coding region: 176-1084 (302 amino acids)
Biological process (GO): immune response; G protein-coupled receptor signaling pathway
Cellular component (GO): membrane
Molecular function (GO): G protein-coupled receptor activity
Source: RefSeq, a predicted model, not a curated record
UACAAACACUUUUGCUAUAUAUAGAAAAUAAAAUACAAAUAGGACUCAGGUUUUAAUUUGACUUCUCUGGAAGAGUGGUGGUGAAAACUAUUUCCUGUUUCUCUGAACGCCUGACACAGUUCCUAUAACUCACUCGCUUCCCAACUUUCAGCUUGUCUAGCAGCAAGUUUGCAGCAUGGAACAACUCAACUCCACUGCGGUCCCCUUUAACAUCUCCUCCACUCCUGGAGAUCCAUCUCCUGCGUCCUGGGCCUCCAUCAAACUGGUCUCUGUAGUGGUGGUGUCAAUAUGCUUCCUGCUCGGAGUUCCUGGAAAUAUUGCUGUGAUCAUCCUCAAGCCAAACUGGCAGCACCUGUCCAGUCUGAGCCAGAGUCUGAUGCUGAAUUUGGCCAUAUCAGAUCUGAUCUGCCUGCUCCCCCUGCCUCUGUGGAUUUACACCUUACUGUACAGCUGGACUCUCGGCCUGGUGGCUUGUAAGCUUCUGGCGUAUCUCAUGUACUGCAGCCUCUAUUCUAGCCUCCUGACAGUGACAGUGCUGAGUGUCCAGCGCUACCUACAGGUGGUGCACCUGCAGAAAAUCUUCGACCGGGUUGGAAAGAGGAGGCUUCUGGUUCUGCUCUGGCUGGUUACCAUGAUCCUGUCUAUCCCUGCUUUAGUGGUUCGACAUGUGAUUAAAGACCAGCAUGGGACAGACUGCCACUUCCAGUACUCUUCCCAGUCCCAGCAGGUGGCCGUGAUGCUGACAGAGACCCUGACCGGAUUUGUUGCAAUUUCUGUCGUGGCAUUUUCAUACAUGGGCCUCCACAGAAAAGUGAACCACGCAGCUUUCUUCCACAACCCACAGACCACCCGGCUGGUCACAAGUAUCAUUGUGACCUUUUUUGUUCUAUGGAUGCCAUAUCAUAUCACAAAUGUACUUGGUGUGGCAGCAAUCUCACUCAAAAAUGAAAGAUUUUUGAAGUUUUGCAUGGACAGCUGGUACACUGUUUCAGCAUUGGUGUUUGUUAUCAGCUGCCUUAAUCCACUUCUUUAUGCGUUUGCUUCUAAAAACAUGUGCACUGUGUGCCACAAAAGUACAUAUUGAUACUGUUGUAAAUACAGAAGCUUGCUGUUAAAGAAAGUGUAAAUAUUUUAUAAAUUAGGACAAAUGUACCUGGUGUGGGAGCUAAUUGGCUUAAAAACAAGGGACUGAGGAAGUCACUCUUAUCUAUUGCAGAACCUUUGUGAUGUUAAAAUAAUUCGCAGAAAUAACCCCACCAUUACUAGUGUAACUUAGUCUAAAAAUAUCAGCUGAUACACAGCUUGUUUUUAGCCACAAUUCUAGUGAAUUAUUCCAUAUAAUUAUUUGUUUUACUUCUCUUGAGGUGUUGUGGUGAAAACUGUUUCCUGUGUUCUUUUUACUGUGUAAGUCUGACAAAGAUCCGAUCACUCGUUUGUUAUUACUGUUAUGAUACUGAAAGAGGAUGUUUGUGGUCAGCAAGAUUAAUCAGAGUAAAUGAUCUGCAUCUCAAGCACACCAUUACAGUCAAUGUCUACAAAUAUAUUUGUGUUAAUCUAUAUGUAUUGGUUGUGUUCAAUGUUUAAUGUUGUUCACUUAGCUUUAUUGUUGUGAUCUCUUUUAAGUCAGAUAUUUGAAUAGCCUCUCACCACACUGUUAAGUUGUUGUCAGCAAAGAUUCACACAAGACGCAGGUGCUUGGACGCAAUUUACCAUUCUUACCAUUCCAAAUCAGAAUAAAAAAUAAAAAAGCACACACUCACACACGCACACACACACUUCCUUUUUUUCAAUCUAGAUAAUUUGUUGAAAGAAUAUUUGUGUGUUUACCAUUAGA